Molecule: messenger RNA, 3280 nt
Organism: Penaeus indicus
Lineage: Eukaryota; Metazoa; Arthropoda; Malacostraca; Decapoda; Penaeidae
Product: advillin-like
Exons: 24
Coding region: 113-3280 (1055 amino acids)
Biological process (GO): actin polymerization or depolymerization; barbed-end actin filament capping; actin filament severing
Cellular component (GO): actin cytoskeleton; cytoplasm
Molecular function (GO): phosphatidylinositol-4,5-bisphosphate binding; actin filament binding
Source: RefSeq, a predicted model, not a curated record
GAGAGAUAAGAGAGGAAAGAAAUGUAAUGUGACCAAAUUGGAAGAGGAUAGGGUGCCAAAGAGAAAAAAAAAAUCAAGGGAAGUGUGGGGAUGCCGCGUGAGUGCCAAAGAAAUGCCAAGGGAGUCAAGGAGCGAGAGUGCCAAGGUGGACCCCAGGAGGAUGCUGGCAGUGUAUCCUGAGAGGAAGGUGUCCUUUCCUUUCUUUCAGUACUAUGACGCCAGUAUGGGCGAAAUUCCUAAAGACCCGGCCUUCAACAUCAUCCCAAAGAACUCGACAUGUUUUAUCAUCUGGCGAGUCGAGAACCUCCAGCUGGUGGCGCUGAAGCGGGAGGAUUAUGGCAAGUUCCACAAGGGCGACUCUUACAUCAUCUUCUCGGCCUCGGAGUAUGGCAAACCUGCAGGCAUGGACGACACGCCACAUCCACCCAAGGGAGCUCUGGACAUCCACAUCCACUUCUGGCUCGGAUCUGAGACGAGUACCGACGAGGCAGGAGUGGCAGCCAUCAAGACCGUGGAGCUGGACAACCUACUCGGGGGAGGGCCCGUGCAGCACCGGGAGACGGAGGGAAACGAGAGCAAGCGGUUUUUGUCUUACUUCAAGAAUGGCAUUAGGCUUCUGAAGGGAGGUAUCACAUCGGGACUGAGACAUGUUACGGACGACUUCGAACCUGCCAUCUACCACGUCAAGGGGAAGAGGUCCACGGUUGUGACGGAGUUGUCUGCGAUCGACUGGAAACUGAUGAAUGACGGGGACGUAUAUGUAAUAGACAACCGCGAAAUCAUUUACGUCUGGACUGGCAGGAACAGCAACAAUAUGGAAAAAAUACAGGGAGCCAAGUUCGCCGGGACCCUUCGUCAGGAGCACGGCGGAGGCUCCGUGGUGGUGGUGGAGGACGGGCAGGAGGCGGCCCUCGUGGGAGAGGAAAGAGGCCUCUUCGACAAAAUGCUGCCGCUCAACAACAAGCAGGUGGUGCCAGCCUCGCAGGCCCCCAAGGACGAGACUGUGGCUCGCAGGAUGUGCGGCGAACUCAAGCUGUUCAAGUGCUCGGACGAGAGCGGCGUCCUGAAGGUGACGGAAGUGAAGAACGGCCCUCUGUCUCAGGCCGACCUCGACUCCAAGGAUUCCUUCAUCGUGGACAACGGGCAGGACGGCAUCUGGGUGUGGGUGGGGAAGAAAGCCACGCAGAAGGAGAGAGACGAGGCCUUGAGGAACGCCCAGGGCUUCGUCACCAAGAAGGGAUACCCACCCAGCACGAAAGUCAGCCGAGUCAUCGACAACGGAGAACCGCCCGAGUUCAAGACGCUGUUCAAGGACUGGAAGGACAAGGAUCAGAGCAAGGGCUUCGGCAGGCAAGCUUCGACCUCCAAGAUCGCACAUACAGUCCAGACCAAGUUCGACGCUUCGACUCUGCAUUCAACACCCGAGCUCUCCGCCAAAACUCAAAUGGUCGACGAUGGAUCUGGACAAAAGGAAGUCUGGAGAAUCAAGGAUUUCGACCUGAUUCCCGUUCCAGAGAGCCAGUACGGAGAGUUCUUCAUGGGAGACUGCUACAUUGUUCUCUACGCUUAUCUCGAAGGGAACAACGAACACUAUCUUCUCUAUUACUGGAUUGGCUCGGACGCCAGCCAGGACGAGGCGGGGACGGCGGCUCUGAAGGCGGUGGAGCUGGACGACAAGCUCCAAGGGCGCGCCAUCCAGAUCCGGGUCGUGCAGGGGAAGGAACCGCCGCACUUCAUGGCGAUCUUUGGCGGGAAAAUGGUCAUCUUCGAGGGCGGUUUUGCUUCGUCGUUUGAUGGUUCGGGCGCGAGGGACGAGGGUCGCAAGUCGUCCUACAUGCUGCAGAUCCGAGGCACCACCAGCCAUAACACCAAGGCCAUUGAGGUCGACCUCCGCGCGGGCUGCCUGAACUCCAACGACUGCUUCGUGGUGGCGACGCCCCAGACCACGUACGUGUGGUGCGGCAAAGGCUCCACGGGCGACGAGAGGGAGAUGGCCAAGACUUUCGCGUCCAGCCGGGGAGACACCUUGAUUGUGUCUGAAGGAUACGAGAAGGAGGAGUUCUGGCGCGCCCUCGGAGGGAAGGAGCCCUACGCGACGACCCCGAAGCUGAAGGAGGAGCACCCGGCGCACCCCCCACGCCUCUUCCAGUGCAGCAACGCCACGGGAGUUUUCAAGGGUAGUAAGGGAAAUGAAAGGCCAGCAGAGGCCCGAGACCCCCAAGGAACGGGGGCCACUGGAGAUAGCGAGGAGGGGGUCACGGGGUCCCUGAGCGAGGCCCAAGCGCUACCGUGUCGGCCCCUGGCACGCUCGGCAUGCGGCACUCAGACACAACAAUUUCAUCGUGUUGUGACCGAGGCGAACGGCAGCCUAGCUCGAGAAGAAAAUAAUUGUCGUGAUCUCAUUUCACAGAAAACAGAGACGAAUGACUCGCCGGAUCUCGGGUCAAGCUCGGUCAUCUCGGGUUGGCGUGGGCUGGAGCGGGAAGUCUGUUGGGAGAAUAAUACACGAAGGGAAGAUAUUCCUGUGUUCAAGACUGCAAGAGUUAAGUAUACUUCAACAUUUGAGAAAUAUAUCAUGAGGAGAUUCGGUGGCAACCCUUCUAACCCAGAGCCCAAGUUCUCGUACAGUAUACACCGGUCCUCGCCUCCGCGCGCUGAGCCUGUGAUGGAUUGGCGAAACAAUCUGGUUACGGUGGAGCUACUUGCAGCAGGGCAGUGGUUUCUGCAGCGUAACUGCCAGUUCACGGCAGAAGCAGAAUACGUCUGGCGGAAGUUUAGUCCUGCCGAACAAGCGGCAGAGAUAGCAGUCCUACCUAACCUCCCCUCCCAACCCCAGGCCGAGCAGCGAGCCUCCGACGCCCUCGCCCUCGAGUACCUGCGCACGGACCCCGCCGGCAGGGAGGGCGUCCCCAUCAUCAAGCUGAAGCAGGGAUACGAACCCCCGAACUUCACCGGCCACUUCGGCGUCUGGGACAACGACCUGUGGAACGACAACAUGACUUACGCCGACAUCUGCGAGCGUCUCCAAGAAGUGUCUCCUGGGGCCACUGUUCUCGUGACGUCAUCAGGCUCUGGGACUACAGGAAGGCGCACCUACCCGCUGGCGACGCUGAGGGAGAAGGACCCCGAGAAGCUGCCUCCUGAAGUCGAUCCCGUCCAUAAGGAGGACUUCCUCUCCGAUGCUGACUUCAUGUCCGUGUUCGGCGUCGGCCGAGACGGCAUCGAUUCGAUCCCGAUGUGGAAACGCAACAACAUGAAAAAGAAGGCGGGACUCUUCUAG